AGAGCACACAGCCCGCUGCAGUGUCCAGGGGACAUCAGUGCGCGUAAUCACGCCGCGCCGGUUGGUAGGUGUGUUAAGGUGAGGGUGUAUUAGGGACCGAGUGCUUUGGUAAACCCGCUACUUCGAUGAGCAACAAACGAGAGAAGGGCCUGGUAUACAGUGCGCCCAUCGGACUAUGCCUUCCCCAACUUGGGAGGGAAGCAAAGCGGAGACCGGACAGACAGAGGACGGAGCAGCGGAGAGCGACGACAGGGAGAGAGGGACUGGCGGCCGUCUCCUGUGCGCUCUGGAGAUGGAGAUGACAAACCGCAGCCUGCACGGCGACUCCAAAGUGGACUGUGUAAAUUGCGAUGGCUUGAUCAGUCGAAACGGCGGGGACUCGGCAGAAGUAUCCGUGCCGCUGUCACUUCCCGGGAAGCGGACAACCCUUAUGGAAGGGGACGACCUCCACAGACUGCGAGACAGAAAGGUUUUAUUAGAGGAUAAAAAGCGCCUUUGCGCGUUGGCUUUGGGGACCGCUCUGCUCGGGAUACUGCUCAUGAUAAUCCACGCCGAGCUGUGUCCCUUCAUUUAUAAACCGGGUUCAAACAUCGACUUAAUCAUCAACUGUUCAAUCAGCCUGUCCACUGGGUGUCUGCUCAUCUUCAUUAUAGCUUUCCAUUAUAAGGACAUCAGGCUGUUCGUCAAUGACCACAACCAGUUGGACUGGCGUAUUGCCAUGACCAGCCACAGGGUUCUUGUGAUCACUCUGGAGCUGUUGGUCUGUUCCAUCCAUCCUGUUGGCACAUACUGGAAGGUGGGCCCCCAUGUCAACUCCUCUUCUACAGCUCCGCUCUGUGUUUCCAACCAUCACAACGACGUCCUGGUGGACAUGGAGCUGCUGUUAUCAGUGCUGAUGUUCCUCCGCUUGUACUUGGUGCACAGAGCCAUCCUGCUGCACAGCAAAGUGCUGCUGAGUGCCUCCUAUCGGAGCAUCGGCUCGCUCAACAACAUCAACUUCACUUUCCGCUUUGUGCUCAAGGUACUGAUGAACAAACACCCGGCACGCGCGCUGCUGGUCUUCAUCCUCUUCUUCUGGCUCACUGCGUCCUGGAUGCUUACUCUGUGUGAGAGACAGACCAGCAGACAGACCAGCGUAUCAACAGGCCACAUGGACACAGCCCUGUGGCUCAUAGCCAUCACCUUCCUCACAGUGGGCUAUGGGGAUGUGUCGCCCUCCACCAGCUGUGGCAAGGCGGUGUGUCUCUUCACUGGAGUCAUGCUGAAAAGAGGAAAACAGGGUGUAGCCUGCACUGCCAUGCUGGUUGCAGUUGUUACCAAGAAGCUGGCGUUGAACAAAGGAGAGAAACAUGUGCAUUUCUUCAUGCUGGACAUCCAGAUCUCUAAAAGGAUCCGCCACGCUGCUGCUAACGUGCUAAGGGAAUGCUGGCUUCUGCAUCGCACAAACCUGACAAAGGGCAACCGCGGUGAGCACAGAAGACACCAGAGAUGCCUUCUGGAAGCCAUCAGAGUAUUUCGGCAUUUACGCCUCAAACAAAGACAACUGAGAGAUUACGUAAGCGAGAUGGUGGACCUCCCUAAGAUGCAGAUGAUAAUGUGUGACCUGAGUGCCAACUGGAAUAACUCCUAUCGGGAGCUGGAGCAGCGUAUCCUCUCCAUGGAGCAGAAGCUGGAUGAACUGAGUCGCUGCUUCCAACAAACCUCCGAGCUGCUGUCUCAGGUCCUGCGUCACCGCAACCCAGAGAUUAGGUGACAUGGCUCUAUGCAUUUUGUUAAGAACGGAGACAGUUGACUGCCUUCAGUGUUUUCAUCUACAAUAUCCAUGAAAAUGAGACGGUAAAUCUUCUCCACCCAGAGCUGCUCCAGACUCUUAACAUGCUGAACCACUUGGAGGACUGGCAUACCUACUAAAGAUCUCAUCUUCUGGCCCUGUGCAGAGUGCACUGCACAGUGACUCAUAGCAGUAAAAUUAUACAGAUAAAAUAAGACUUCCAUUCACUGUGGGAGAAGAUUCCCUACACAUUUUGAGAAAUCAGUUGUGAUUUCAGCAGUCGUGUUUGUGACAGUGAAAGAAC
Molecule: messenger RNA, 2075 nt
Organism: Seriola dumerili (greater amberjack)
Lineage: Eukaryota; Metazoa; Chordata; Actinopteri; Carangiformes; Carangidae
Gene: kcnn4
Product: potassium calcium-activated channel subfamily N member 4
Exons: 10
Coding region: 176-1753 (525 amino acids)
Biological process (GO): potassium ion transmembrane transport
Cellular component (GO): plasma membrane; neuron projection; neuronal cell body
Molecular function (GO): small conductance calcium-activated potassium channel activity; intermediate conductance calcium-activated potassium channel activity; calmodulin binding
Source: RefSeq, a predicted model, not a curated record